Molecule: messenger RNA, 930 nt
Organism: Paramuricea clavata
Lineage: Eukaryota; Metazoa; Cnidaria; Anthozoa; Malacalcyonacea; Plexauridae
Source: the annotation of a GenBank genome assembly
AUGUAUGAUGAAGAUUUGAAGAAAUAUGAAGAUUCAACUGACAAUAUGUUAAGAUCUAUUGCAGUAUAUUAUAGUAAGGGCAUAAUGGGUAAAGAUGAGUAUAUGAGAGUUUAUAAAGCUAGUUCAUAUAGGCAGAAACCAGGUAAAAAGCGGGCUGCACAUAUUAAGGUUGCCAACUGCCCUUCCCACAGGUUAAUGGCAUAUAUAAAAUCCAUUGAUAUUGGUCAGUUGCACAGUGUCCAUGAGAAUAUGUGUAAUCGGUUGGAUGAAUGUGAUAAGGUUAAUGGUUGUUAUAGGGACAUUGAAGAUCUUCUAGUGAAGUUGGCCAAGUUUUAUCUAAAUCAUGGUAAGUACAAUCUCCUAACAUUUGACCACUUCAUAUUGCAUUGGGUGGAGACGGUACCCCUUUUGGAAGGGAUGACUCGGCAUGUUCACGGUUUGUCAGUUUUCUCAACAUCGGCAUGUUGAGUAGUAAUGAAAAUUUUCUUCUUUUGGGCGCAAAUUGUGCAGAGAACUGUUUGCCGGUUAAGCAUUUCUUGGGUAAGUUAAUGACUGACAUUAAACAAAGUCAGAGUUAAGGGAGAAAGCAUUGAUGUUAAAUUUGUGUUUGCAGAACUGCCAAAUGACAUGAAAAUGCUUGCUUUCUUAGCUGGGAGCUCACUAACAGUGCAACUUACUUUUCCACUUUUGCAGAGGCAGAACAAGGAGUCACUGACAAAGAUUGGAACCUUUGGUCACAAUGCAUCUGAUACUUGGAAGCCCUGGAAGUACUCGGAUAGGGUUAAAGUGAUCAACGCCAUUGAAAAAUUCAAAAAGAAAAUAAAGCAUAAAACUGUUUCAGCCAACACCAAAAGAUCAAAUAUAACAUUCAUUGCCAAGCAGAAAAACUGGCAAGAAUUUGUCCCUUUGGUGGCUGAAUCGGUUGACUGA